ACGAGAAAAGAAAAAAAAAAAAAAUCGGAAAAACGCACGCGGGCUUGGAAAGGAAAGCACACGCGCGGACGGCUCUCCACGGGCAGGUGUGGGUCCACUCGACUCCAUUUGCGACCGCGCCAGGUCGUGGAGUUUUUGUUUUGUUUGUUUUUGUUUUGGCAAGAGCCCAACCCGAAAUUCGGGCCGAGUCCGGGUCAAAACUGUUUGCUUUAUGUUCGGGUCGAGUCGGACCCGGGCUUCUGUGGCACGCGCGUUAAGGAAGCCUGCAAUACGUACAGCACAGAGAGACACGAAGAAGAAUGCGCGACAUUACGUUGUGUUGGUCUACUUACAGUAAUUAGAGUUGGCUGUUUACUCUGUUGAAGGCAGAAAGGACGUAAGGUAAGUUCAUUAGACUGUGCACAACGCGCAUGUGCUGCUCUGCUCCAAUCAACCCCACAUCAAUUUGCCGUUACAACAAGCAACAAAAUGGAGCCGCAAGAUGUUAAAACUAAAUCUAAAAAUGGAAGAAGUUACACUGAUUGAUUUAAAUCUCAAUUAAAACGAUACGUCGGGUUUACUUCAAGUUUAGACCUAUAAUUAAACUCAGUCUGGCGAUUGGGGUUGGAUUUAUCUUUAAGCCUAAACUAAAUUAGUGGAGGGAGAGAGAAAUUAAAAUAUAUAUAUAUAUUUACAGGGAUGGACAACUACUUAUUUAAAAUUUGUCCUGCAAAAAGUUACUGACACUCUCCACUAACGGUUGGGAGAAAAUGUCUUUUCACGGAGGGUUGUGUUAAUAGAAAGUGGAAGUUAAAAAAUGUGUCAGCAUCGUCCAGAGGAUUGUAAAAGUUUAUUCAGGAUUUUGGGGAGGUUCACAUGUAUACAGCAGCAGGAGACACUUCCACGUACAAAGAUGUAUGCUGAAAACAGGCUACAUCUGUCUCACUCCUUGUGUUGAUCCAAGCAGGCAAGAAAAAAAAUGGACGAACUGUUGUUACUCAUUGGUCAGAAGAAAGCAAAUCAAAUUUUGCGUUUAUAAAUUAAGUUUGGAAGUUCUGGGGAAAGAGUCACAGGGAACAGUACAUUGCUUUAAGUCCAGUGUGAAGUUGCCACGGUCAAGAGAUGAUUUUGGGCAAAGUUAAGUGCUCUCAUUACCUGCAAUUCUGGAUCACUUCAAGCUUAUUUCUGCUGACAAGCUUGACGGAGAUGCUGAUUUCAUUUUCCCAACAGAAUGCCAAAGGCAACAAAAGUCGGUUCGUUGACCCUGGCAUUGUUGGUGCAGUGUCGGACAUCCAACUGGCCUUACUUAAACCUCGUAGGGAAUCUGUUGACCUUUUUCUAGAGGAAGAUGAGAGACACCAGACCCAACAAUAAAGAUGAUCCGAAGGUCACUAUAAAAACAUUCUGGACCACCUUAGUGCAGUGGCACGUCCUUUUGUAGUUGCAUUAGCCUCCAUUAAAUAUUAUAAAUAUUUAGUCAUACUGUGAGGAAUAAAUGUUUAUAAUAUAGUAGUUUCAUUAUCCGAAUUAAACUAUUGAAAUAUUCGUUGAGUUUCGAAUAACUAAAUUUUAUCACUGAAUUGUGAUGAAAUUUUAUUACACACGCCCCUCAAUAAAUCUAUAACCAUACCUGUAAUUACAGUAUCUAAUGAAGCCUUCGUUGGUAAAGGACAUGAAGGGCUCUGCCGGUGGCAGAGGGGCGUGAGCCGUCUCUCCCAGCGCUCAGAAAGUAGAUUAAAUUCAAUCCUCUUACGUAUUCACGAGGUCUGAAAACGAGCUGCGUUUGCAACCACAGGGAACGGUCGAGAGAACAUGGGCUCUACUGUUUUAUUUUUUAUUUCCUGUGCGCCCAUCCACAGCUGAGGUGUUCGUCUGAGGUAAGUGGCACAUCAGUGUAAUGUAUUUACUGUAAACACGCUGUGGUGUAGUAGCUACAGCACAAUCCAAAAAGAAGAAAAUUACUCAUACUGACACUCUAAUUGUUUUGUAAAUGUAAAAGGAAAGAGCAAAAGCACUUUCCUUUCUAAUUUAGACAGAUUGCAGUAUAUUUGUCAUAUGGAGACCUCUGUGGCUAUUAUUCUGACCAUGAAGUGUGUUGAGCUCAUUAACCGUCUUUAUGAGCCAUUGCUGGCUUUGACGCGGAGCUUUCUGCAGCUGAAUGGGCCGAUUACAUGUCAGUAAGACAAAGGACGGCUCUUCCCAGCACAGCGAAUCAUUCUGGUCUGGUUGCAUACAGGUCUGCCGGGCCAGAGCUGACCCCCGUGGCGUUGUGGGGUCAACAGGAGCCACCAUGGGGUCAGGAGGUCAGGUCAGGCUCCUGCUGUGGAAGAACUGGACCAUCCGCAGGCGGCAGAGGAUUCGGUUCUUUAUGGAGAUCAUGUGGCCUGUGAUGCUGUUCAUGGGACUGGUGUGGCUGAGGAGAGUGAAUCCGCUCUACCGUCAACAUGAAUGCCACUUCCCUAACAAGGCCAUGCCCUCAGCCGGCAUCCUGCCGUGGAUCCAGGGAAUCGUCUGCAACGCUAACAACCCUUGCUUUCAGUAUCCCACCCGUGGCGAAUCUCCGGGUCUGGUGUCAAAUUACAACAACUCCAUACUGGCCCGGUUCUACUCGGACACAGAGGAGCUUCUUUUCAGUGACCCCGAGUUUCUGCAGGUCGGUCGCCUGUGGAGGGAACUGAACACCAUGAGCAACUUUAUGGACACGCUGCGCACUCAUCCCAAAAAGGUCUCAGGUCGCGGAGUGAAGGUGGAGGCGAUCCUGAAGGACGACGAAACCUUGACGUCGUUCCUGCUGAGAGACAUUCCCCUGACGGAGUCUGUGGUGGAUCAUCUAGUCAAUGCCCAAAUCAGGCCUGAACAGUUUGCCUUCGGGGUGCCAGACUUGCAUUUGAAAGACAUCGCCUGCAGCCUCAGCCUCCUGGAGCGAUUCCUGAUUUUCCAAAGCCAUAGAGGACUCUAUUCCGUUCGGAACGCCAUGUGCAUCCUGACCCCACAAAGGCUGCAGAUAAUCGAGGACAGAUUUUAUGCCAACGUGGAUUUUUUCAAACUCUUUCGACUGCUCCCUCGCGUCUUGGAUAAUUACUCUGACGGCAUUGACAUUCACUUCUGGGUCCGGAUCGUCUCCACCACUUCGGACAGACUGCGAGAUCUGUUCCACAGGAGCAGCUCCAUGGAGUUCAUCCAGGUCGUAACGCCUCUGUUCCAGAAGAACCUGUCUUUCAGGGAGGUGAUGGCUGCUGCCUCCAGCCUUGUAUGCGGCUACACAGAGGGGGCUUUCUCCAGAGUCGCCUCUUUUAACUGGUACGAAGACAACAACUACAAAGUCUUCCUGGGAAUCAGCAGCGACUGGGCCCAGGGUGACUACACAUAUGACAACACCACCACUCCUUUCUGCAAUGACUUGAUGAAGGAGCUGGAGUCCAAUCCUGCCACACGAAUUGUGUGGAACUCUGUGAAGCCAAUGCUGAUGGGACGGAUCCUCUACGCUCCAGACUCACCAGCUGUCAAGCAAAUCAUAAGGAAUGCAAACACAACGUUUGAGGAGCUGGAGAGGCUGAGGACGAUGGGACAGGCCUGGGAGGAAGUGGCUCCUCAGAUCUGGGCUUUUUUCCAAGAUGGAGUGCAAGUCAAGAUGAUCCGGGACACCAUCCGCAAUCCCUCCGUGAUGGAUUUUAUAGACAGGAGCCUGGAAGAGGCGCCAUUCUCCUCCGAACACAUCCUCAACUUCCUGCACAACGGCCCACCAGAGGAGCGGCGCUACGACAUGCCCAACUUUGACUGGCGAGACAUCUUCAACCUCACUGACCGGGUCAUUCGGAUGCUCAAUCAGUACGGGGAAUGUUUAAUUCUUGAUAAAUUCAUACCUCUACCUGAUGAAGAUGCUGUCACUCAUCGGGCCUUGGACCUGUUGGAGGGAGGCAAGUUCUGGGCGGGUCUCGUCUUUACGAACAUGUUCUCUUGGACCACCAGCGUUCCCCCUCAUGUCAAGUUCAAGAUCCGAAUGGACAUCGACAUAGUGGAGCGCACUAACAAAGUCAAAGACAGGUACUGGGACCCAGGCCCCAGAGCUGAUCCCAUGGAUGAUUUCCGCUACGUCUGGGGUGGCUUUGCUUACCUCCAGGACAUCAUAGAGCAUGGGAUUAUCAGGACUCAUACAGGAAAAGAGUGGCCUUUGGGUGUCUACCUACAGCAGUUCCCCUAUCCCUGCUAUGUGGAUGACCUCUUCAUGUUGACGUUGAACCGCUGUUUCCCCAUCUUCAUGGUUCUGGCUUGGGUUUACUCCGUGUCUAUGGUAGUUAAGAGCAUAGUUCUGGAGAAGGAACUCCGCUUGAAGGAGACCCUGAAAACCAUUGGGGUCACCAAUGGUGUCAUUUGGUCCACCUGGUUUAUUGACAGCUUUUUCAUGAUGGGCACCAGCACAGCUCUAUUGACUGCCAUCAUCAUGGGAGGGAGGGUUCUGAACUACAGCGACCCUGUCAUCCUUUUCCUCUUUCUGCUCUCGUUCACCACUGCCACCAUCAUGCAGUGCUUCCUGUUCAGCGUCUUCUUUAACCAGGCCAACCUGGCUGCUGCCUGCUGCGGCAUCAUCUACUUCACCCUCUACUUGCCACACAUCUUCUGCUUUGCCUGGCAGGAACGCAUCACCAAAGACAUGAAGAUCAUGGCGAGUCUGCUGUCCCAAGUGGCAUUUGGCUUUGGUACAGAGUAUCUAUCCCGGUAUGAGGAGCAAGGGAUGGGCUUGCAAUGGGACAACAUCCAGACCAGUCCUUUGGAGGGAGACGAGUUCUCCUUCCUCACGUCCAUCUGCAUGAUGGGCUUGGACACGGUUCUCUAUGCUGCUCUGGCCUGGUACCUGGACAACGUCUUCCCUGGACAGUACGGCAUUGGUCGCCCCUUUUACUUCCCCUUGCUGCCAUGUUACUGGCUCAACAGUGUUGCCCCAGCCUCUGGAAAUUACAAAACGGAACUGGAGAAAAAAGGCUUCGACAAUCUGACAAACAAGGAGCAAGGAGAGAAAAAGGCUGUUGGGGAAACUGCCGAGCAGGUGGAACCACAAGCUAAGGAGAAGGAGGACAUACCUUCAUGUGAACAUCAUGAUCAGCGUGAGAAGCUCAGCCACACAGAGCCUAAGAAGAACCAGAAGGAUGAGGAGCCGUUCUUCGAGGCAGAGCCGGCAGAUCUGGUGAAGGGGGUCUGCAUCCAAAACCUGGUCAAGGUAUUCAGCAACUGCUCCUCGCCAGCCGUCGAUGGACUCAGCAUCAACUUCUACGAGAGCCAGAUUACGGCCUUUCUCGGGCACAACGGAGCCGGGAAGACCACCACCAUGUCAGUCUUGACUGGAAUGUUCCCUCCCACCUCGGGGACGGCCACCAUCUACGGCAAGGACAUCCGCUCGGACAUGGACAGCAUUCGCAUGUCUCUGGGAAUGUGUCCUCAGUACAACAUCCUUUUUCAGCACAUGACGGUGGCAGAGCACAUUCUCUUCUACACGCUGCUGAAAGGCCGUCCAAUAGCUGAGGCUGAGGAAGAGGUGGAGAACAUGCUGCAGGAUCUGGGCCUUCCCCACAAGAGAGACGAACUGACCCAGAAUCUCUCAGGGGGAAUGCAGAGGAAGUUGUCGGUAGCUUUGGCUUUUGUUGGUGGAGCCAAGGUGGUGAUCCUGGAUGAGCCCACCUCAGGGGUGGACCCGUACUCCAGGCGCUCGAUUUGGGACUUACUGCUCAAAUACCGUCUGGGACGCACAGUUAUCAUGUCCACCCACCACAUGGAUGAGGCUGACCUGCUGAGUGACCGAGUGGCCAUCAUCUCUCAGGGUCGCCUUUGCUGCUGCGGCUCACCCAUCUUCCUUAAGAACUGCUUUGGGGCAGGCUUUUACCUCACUCUGGUUCGCAGGAUGAAGCACGAGCCGCCUAAUGCUAGCUGUGACUGCACACAGGACUGCUCGUGUAAAUGCUCCAAAUGUUCGAAGUUUAAAGCCAACCAGGAAGAAAGCCAAACCCCAGACAGACAGCUGGAUGGUAACAUGGAAAGCAUCACAGCCUUGGUCCACCACCACGUUCCACAGGCUUGUCUCAUCGAGGCCAUCGGACAGGAGCUCACCUUUCUGCUGCCGAAUCGGGACUUCCAGCCCAGGACGUACGCCAGCCUCUUCAGGGAGCUGGAGGAAACCCUGGUGGACAUCGGCCUCAGCAGUUUUGGUGUGUCCGACACCUCCCUGGAGGAGAUUUUUCUGAAAGUCACAGCAAAUGGGAAUGCAACCAACAGGAAAUGUAGUCAAGACAGGAAAUCAUUGCAACAGAUUUGUCGAGCUAGUCUCUGUGGAUUCAACAGAGUGGCUGUUGAUGUGGAGGCGCAAAAAGAGACCAAUGGCCAUGGCCCAAAUGAGUUCCCAGAGGGCAGCGCAGGUAAAGGAUCCUACCAGGUCAGAGGCGUCUGUCUCAUCAUCAAACAGUUCCUGGCUCUGUUAAUCAAGAGGUGGCAUCAUGCCACACGCUCCUACAAAGACUUCAUUGCCCAGAUUGUCCUUCCAGCCAGUUUUGUCUUCUUAGCACUGAUGUUUACUCUCAUAGUCCCGCCUUUUGGAGAGUAUCCAAGUGUGACCCUCACUCCUUGGAUGUAUGGGAGACAGUACACAUUCUUCAGCAAUGAGCGUCCCAUGGAUGCACAGAUGAGAUAUUUUGGGGAGGUUUUGCUUGACAAGCCUGGUUUUGGGACCCGCUGCAUGGCCGAUGAACCUUUGGAAGAUUUCCCAUGCAAUAACAUCACCACAGAGUGGGAGAUGCCGAUGGUCAACCCUUCCUUGAUAGAAAUGCUGGAGAGCCCAAAGUGGACUCCUCUAAGAUCCUCUCCGGAAUGUCAAUGCAGCACAUCCAAGAAACUCACCAUGCUCCCUGUGUGUCCUGAAGGAGCUGGAGGUCUGCCACCUCCACAGAGGAUCCAGUCAACUGGAGAUGUUCUGUUCGACCUUACUGGCAGGAACAUCUCUGACUACCUUGUGAAAACGUAUCCCACCCUUAUCAGGACCAGCUUGAAAAGCAAAUAUUGGGUGAAUGAGCAGAGGUAUGGAGGCAUAUCAGCGGGUGGACAGCUUCCUGUUUUAGGAGUGCAGCCGAAGACGCUGCAGGACUUAGCAGCUCAGCUGGGACAACUUCUGAACCUUACUGGGGGUCAAUACUCCAAAGAAACACUUAAAGGAAUAGGGAAGUUCCUCAGGUACAUGGAAACAGAAAACAAUGUCAAGGUUUGGUAUAACAAUAAGGGCUGGCAUGCCAUGGUGUCUUUUAUGAACGUGGCCAAUAAUGCCAUCCUUCGCGCAAAUCUCCCAAAAGGAGCAGAUCUGAAUGAAUACGGGAUCACAGUUGUCAACCAUCCUCUGAACCUGACCAAAGACCAGCUGUCUGAGAUCACCGUGCUCACUACUUCGGUGGACGCAGUGGUGGCCAUUUGCGUCAUCUUCGCCAUGUCGUUCGUCCCAGCUAGUUUCGUCCUUUACCUCAUCCAGGAGAGGGUCACUCAGGCCAAACUCCUGCAGUUUGUUAGUGGCGUUAGUCCGCUGGUGUAUUGGACGGCCAACUUUCUGUGGGACAUGGUGAAUUACUCCAUCAGUGCAGCGAUGGUGGUGGAAAUUUUCCUGUUUUUCGAUAAGAGAUGUUACACCUCACCAACCAACCUGCAGCCCCUUAUUGCCCUGCUCAUGCUAUAUGGCUGGUCCGUGACACCCAUGAUGUACCCCAUGUCCUUCGUCUUCAGCAUCCCCAGCACAGCCUACGUCUCUCUGUCCUGCAUCAACCUCUUCAUCGGGAUCAACAGCAGUGCCAUCACCUUCAUCCUGGACCUGUUUGAGAGCUCUACAGGUCUUUACAGAUUCAACCAGAUGUUAAAGACAGUGUUGCUCAUCUUUCCCCAUUACUGCCUUGGUAGAGGUCUCAUAGACAUGGCCAUGAAUCAGGCUGUGACUGACGUCUAUGCUCGCUUUGGUGAGGAUUACAGUCCAGAUCCCUUUAACUGGGACUUCAUUGGGAAGAACCUGUUCUGCAUGGCCAUUGAGGGAUUUGUCUAUUUCAUCCUCAACAUCCUGUUUCAGUACCGCUUCUUCCUGGAUCACUGGAUUUCAGAUAGCCCAAAGCCUCAUAUGCUGGAGGAAGAUAAAGAUGUGGCGGAGGAAAGGGAGCGAAUCCACAGGAGUAAAAAUACAUUUGAUAUUUUACGUAUAAAAGACCUGUCCAAGACGUACAGAGGAACAAUGAUCCCCGCGGUGGAUCGGAUCUGUGUUGGAGUUUCACCCGGAGAGUGCUUUGGCCUGCUGGGAGUAAAUGGAGCCGGGAAGACCACAACGUUUAAGAUGCUAACUGGAGACAUAGACGUGACGUCAGGAGAGGCUUCUGUCUCCGGCUACAGCAUUUUGACCAACAUCCUGGACGUCCACCAGAACAUGGGUUACUGCCCCCAGUUUGGUGCCAUCGACGAGCUUCUGACAGGAAGAGAGCAUCUGCACCUGUACGCCCGCCUCCGAGGGGUCCCAGAGUCUGAGAUCAGCAGGGUGGCUGAAUGGGCCAUCCAGAAGCUGGGUUUAUUAGAGUACGCAGGUCGAAGCGCUGGGACCUACAGCGGUGGUAACAAGAGGAAACUCUCCACCGCCAUUGCCAUGAUCGGCUGUCCCACUCUGGUGCUGCUGGAUGAGCCCACCACAGGCAUGGACCCCCUCUCCAGACGCUUCCUUUGGAACUCCAUCAUGAGUGUCAUUCAGGACAGGAGAGCAGUGGUCCUCACCUCACACAGCAUGGAAGAAUGUGAAGCGCUCUGUACCCGCUUAGCCAUUAUGGUUAAUGGAUCCUUCAAAUGUCUGGGAACUAUUCAGCAUCUCAAAUACAAGUUUGGUGACGGCUACGUGGUGACCAUGAAGAUCAGGGCGGCCAAGCCCGGCUGUCUGCCUGACCUGAACCCUGCCGAGGCUUUCAUGGAGAGCACCUUCCCGGGCUCCAUCCAGAGCGAGAAGCACUACAACACUCUGCAGUAUAAGAUCUCCUCUCCAUCUCUGGCCAGGAUAUUUCAAAUGGUCCUGGCUAACAAGGACAAGCUAAACAUAGAGGACUACUCUGUGUCCCAGACAACUCUUGACCAGGUGUUUGUGAACUUUGCCAAGCAGCAGUCCAGAGAGGACGACACCAUUGUUCUGCACCCGAAAGCUGCUGGCGCACAACGGUACAUUGAAACCACGGCCAUCAAGUCUUACAGGAAGUAAACCGAGCCGGACGGGAGCUCUGGGUGUUCGCUUCACUGCUCCAAUGAUUUUAGUGACCUGCCAUACAGCUUCUACUCUGGUAUAGUUAAAAAAAAAAAAAAACAACAAAAAAAACUCUGAAAUCAGAUUUAAUUGGCUAAAACAAGUGUUGAAGAAGGAAGUCAUGUGAAUCAAUUUUUUUUCUCUUUUGCGUUUUGAUAAAACAAAGUUAGUUUAGUGGAGCAUUUAUGUGCCUGCUGCAUGUUCCGCGGCCUCCUCGCCUUAGAACCGGAUUUUACAGACUUGAAAUGUAUAGGGGUGAACCGAUUGCAGUUUUCUGGCUGAUCGCCGAUCUUUAAAAAGUCUGACCCGCCGAUCGCAAUUUUGAAGGAUACCAAUUUUUUAUAUGUUUUUGUCUGAAAAGUUGAUAAAUAUAGCGACAAAUUGCUAAGUCUGCAACGGUGGUGUGACUAUUGUUAAUUGCGCUUCCAUAAUUAAGGUUUUAUCGGCACACCCCUAGUGAAAAAGCACGGGGUCGUCUGUUGAAGGAACAUCAGAAAAUGCGUACCGUGUUGGCUUGGAAGAAAGCGUAGCGUUUCUACUCUUCUUCAAAUGCCAAGCGAGAGACCUUUCAACUGCCUUUAUAUCCCUGUGAAAGAAGCACUUGAACAAGCUUAGGUUUUCAUCUUUUUUUGCACUUUAUUGAUUACAAGCAUCACAAUCUCCUGUGUUUUGACAGUAUUUUGGUGAAAUACAUUUACUGAUUAUUACAAAAUCCUUCGACUGCUGCAAACUCAUUUCAGCCCGUUGUAACAUUUUUGUUUUUGAACGUUUAAAUCUUCUAAAGGCUUUUCUUAUACAUAUCCAGCUCUGAUUUUUUUUUUUUUGCUCACAUUUAUUACACUUGGAGGGUUAGAGGGUGAGGAAUGAAUGUGAAUGUUUCUGAGAAGCAUCAAAUCAAAUAAAGUGCAUGUUUCUUUAA
This is a messenger RNA of Xiphophorus couchianus (Monterrey platyfish), 10181 nucleotides long. RefSeq names its product ATP-binding cassette, sub-family A (ABC1), member 4a (gene abca4a). Gene Ontology annotation, biological process: lipid transport; transmembrane transport. NCBI's taxonomy places the organism in Eukaryota, Metazoa, Chordata, Actinopteri, Cyprinodontiformes, Poeciliidae. Gene Ontology annotation, cellular component: membrane; intracellular membrane-bounded organelle. Bases 2138 to 9220 code for a protein of 2360 amino acids. The record is from RefSeq and is a predicted model, not a curated record. The transcript has 50 exons. Gene Ontology annotation, molecular function: ABC-type transporter activity; ATP binding; ATP hydrolysis activity.